GCCAAGCGCCGCAUCGACGAGAUCAACAAGGAGCUGAACCAGGUGAUGGAGCAGCUCGGGGACGCGCGCAUCGACCGCCAGGAGAGCAGCCGGCAGCAGCGCAAGGCCGAGAUCAUGGACAGCAUCAAACGCCUCUACCCCGGCUCCGUGUACGGCCGCCUGAUCGACCUGUGCCAGCCCACGCAGAAGAAGUACCAGAUCGCGGUGACGAAGGUUCUGGGGAAGAACAUGGACGCCAUCAUCGUGGACUCGGAGAAGACGGGCCGGGACUGCAUCCAGUACAUCAAAGAGCAGCGGGGCGAGCCCGAGACCUUCCUGCCGCUGGAGGGAUUUCAGGUCAAACCCACAGAUGAGAAGCUGCGGGAGCUGCGUGGGGCCAAGCUGGUGAUCGAUGUGAUCCGUUACGAGCCGCCCCACAUCAAGAAGGCGCUGCAGUUCGCCUGCGGGAACGCGCUGGUCUGCGACAACGUGGAGGACGCCCGCAGGAUCGCCUUCGGGGGCCACCAGAGGCACAAGACGGUGGCCCUGGACGGGACCCUGUUCCAGAAGUCGGGGGUGAUUACGGUGGCCCUGGACGGGACGCUGUUCCAGAAGUCAGGGGAGCAGAUGAAGGCCAAGCGCAAGGAGGCCGAGCUGCGCCAGGUGCAGUCGCAGGCACACGGACUCCAAAUGCGCCUGAAAUACUCCCAGAGCGACCUGGAGCAGACCAAGACCCGACACCUGGCCCUCAACCUCCAGAGCGACCUGGAGCAGACCAAGACCCGGCACCUGGCCCUCAACCUCCAGAGCGACCUGGAGCAGACCAAGACCCGGCACCUGGCCCUCAACCUCCAGGAGAAGUCCAAGCUGGAGAGCGAAUUGGCCAAUUUUGGGCCACGRAUCAACGACAUCAAACGGAUCAUCCAGGGCCGGGAGCGGGAAAUGAAGGACCUGAAGGAAAAAAUGAACCAGGAGCAGGAGAAGGUGCUGGGCUGGGAGCAGGGCGUGCGCAAGGACGAGGCCGAGAUCGAGAAACUCAAAAAGGAGGAGCAGCGGCACAUGAAGAUCAUCGACGAGACGAUGGCACAGCUGCAGGACCUCAAGAACCAACACCUGGCCAAGAAAUCGGAGGUGAACGACAAAAACCACGAGAUGGACGAGAUCCGCAAGAAACUGGGCGGGGCCAACAAGGAGAUGACACACCUGCAGAAGGAGGUGACGGCCAUCGAGACCAAGCUGGAGCAGAAGCGCAGUGACCGCCACAACCUCCUGCAGGCCUGCAAG
Molecule: messenger RNA, 1263 nt
Organism: Malurus melanocephalus (red-backed fairy wren)
Lineage: Eukaryota; Metazoa; Chordata; Aves; Passeriformes; Maluridae
Product: structural maintenance of chromosomes protein 1A-like
Exons: 12
Biological process (GO): sister chromatid cohesion
Cellular component (GO): cohesin complex; nucleus; chromosome
Molecular function (GO): protein binding; ATP binding; DNA binding
Source: RefSeq, a predicted model, not a curated record